This is a messenger RNA of Oryza brachyantha (malo sina), 847 nucleotides long. Its product is annotated as mitochondrial fission 1 protein A-like. The coding region runs from base 108 to 635 and encodes 175 amino acids. Gene Ontology annotation, molecular function: protein binding. Gene Ontology annotation, cellular component: mitochondrial outer membrane; peroxisomal membrane. NCBI's taxonomy places the organism in Eukaryota, Viridiplantae, Streptophyta, Magnoliopsida, Poales, Poaceae. The record is from RefSeq and is a predicted model, not a curated record. The transcript is spliced from 5 exons. Gene Ontology annotation, biological process: mitochondrial fission; peroxisome fission; autophagy of mitochondrion.
AGCUCACAGACUGCCUGCAAAAACAGCGCCCGGCGUCCGGCGGAUCAAACGGCCCCCCUAAAAACCCAACCGAAAGGGAGAGGAAAAAAAAAAAGAGAAGGAGCGCCAUGGAUUCGCACGUAGGCAAGUUCUUCGAUUCGGUGGGCUCGAUCUUCCGCGGCGGCGACACCCUCCCCUGGUGCGACCGCGACAUCAUCGCCGGCUGCGAGAAUGAGGUUGCAGAGGCUGCGAAUGAAGAACAGAAGAACGAGAGUCUCAUGAGGCUUUCGUGGGCACUUGUUCACUCCAGACAGCCUGAGGAUGUGAACCGUGGCAUUGGAAUGCUUCAAGCUUCUUUGGACAGGUCUACCAGUCCACUGCAAACAAGGGAGAAGCUCUACUUAUUGGCUGUUGGACACUACAGAACUGGUGAUUACACAAGGAGUCGACAGCUUUUGGAAAGAUGCUUAGAGAUUCAACCUGACUGGAGGCAAGCUCUCACUUUACAAAGGCUUGUUGAGGACAAAACCAGAAGAGAUGGUAUGAUUGGCAUGGCUAUUAUUACUGGAGCCUUUGGACUUGUGGGGCUUGUUGCUGGGGGAAUCAUCGCUGCUGCUUCAUCAUCGUCAUCUUCAUCUUCUUCCAGGAAGAAAUGAGGAACCCACGUGAAGUGAAUAAAGAUGUCAAGAUGGGCAGGAAACUGAUGUAAAGAUGCGCAUCUUGCUUUCAUACUUCUUGCAACCGUAUGUAUACUCACAUCUCCGUUUUUCAGUCCUGUUUGGAUGCGAGACAAACCGUGCCAUGAGUUCAUACUAGAGACAUCUCUAUAUAUUAACAUAAUGGAAGAUGAGGAGGAUUCUGUGAUUGA